GGGGCUGGGGACCAGGAGGUGGGGAAUAGCGCGGCGGCCGCGACGCUGUUCUCCCGGGAGCAGGCGAGCCUCCCUUUCCCCGCCUCCCUUCGCUUCCCCUCCCAUUGAGUGAUUCAAGCCGUGAGCUUCCCACUUCCGCCCCCUCUGCCUGCCAUUGGAACUAGCAGAGCCGAAGAAGUUGCGGCCGCCGAGCAGCCGGCGCUCCCCGCCUCCUCUUCGUCCUCGUCUUUCUCUUCCUCUCCUGGCCUGGCCUGACCGCCGCCGCCCAGAGGCCUCGCGACCGCCGAGCCCGCAGCCCGCCCCGCGGCCGACAUGAGCUUCUUGUUUGGUAGUCGCUCCUCUAAAACGUUUAAACCAAAGAAGAACAUUCCAGAGGGUUCUCACCAGUAUGAGCUCUUAAAGCAUGCAGAGGCUACGCUUGGCAGCGGAAACCUGCGGAUGGCUGUCAUGCUUCCUGAGGGGGAAGAUCUAAAUGAAUGGGUUGCAGUGAACACUGUGGAUUUCUUCAAUCAGAUCAACAUGCUUUAUGGAACAAUCACAGAUUUUUGCACAGAAGAAAGUUGUCCAGUGAUGUCAGCUGGCCCAAAAUAUGAAUAUCAUUGGGCAGAUGGAACAAACAUAAAGAAGCCUAUUAAGUGCUCUGCACCAAAGUAUAUUGAUUAUCUGAUGACGUGGGUUCAAGACCAGUUGGAUGAUGAGACAUUAUUUCCAUCAAAAAUUGGUGUCCCAUUCCCGAAGAAUUUCAUGUCUGUGGCAAAAACUAUACUCAAACGCCUCUUUAGGGUUUAUGCUCACAUUUAUCAUCAGCAUUUUGACCCUGUGAUCCAACUUCAGGAGGAAGCGCAUCUCAAUACAUCUUUCAAGCACUUUAUUUUUUUCGUCCAGGAAUUCAACCUUAUUGACAGAAGAGAACUUGCACCCCUCCAAGAACUGAUUGAAAAACUCACUUCAAAGGACAGAUAAAAGGAUGCAGACUUGCGCAAAUUGUUCCUUAAAUGAGGCUGUGUGGAGUGCAUUUGGAUUUUGUUUAUAUUUAUCUUGGUUGCUUUUGUCUUAGGUUUGGGGGGCUUGUUUGGGUUCCUUUUUCUUUAUUCUGAAUAAAUGAAACCAUAUCCUAUUGCUAGAGGAAGCCAAGAACCAUUCUCCAUACACUUGAUAGGGUAAAUUUUGUCUUAGUGGCGUACAGUAUUUUUUUUUUUAAUUUGGGGAAUUUUUGAUAAUAUUAGAGGCAGAGAGAAAAUGCUUAUUAAUUGGACUGCUGAUGGAUGGCGGUUCUCCAUUGUGUAAAUUGUGGCUGAUUUUUGAAGUCCCCAAAAGUGUUAUGUUUUUAAGUGCCUUGGCAGGCUCACUUCUGAGGUGCAAAGCACAGACAUGGAACUGAACAGGGCUUGAAACAAUAUUAGGAUUACUCUCCAGGGCACUUACUGGUGCAUGUUUUAAAAUACCUAUUGAUAAAAGCCAUAGCUUACCUAAAUUGGUGAUCUCCAGCUUUUACAACAUUAAAGAAACACAGUUUGUAAAGGUUUGCAUGUAGAGCACAAAAAAUUAGUAUUUCUUAAUUAUUUUUGAUAUUGAUAGUAGUUCUGUUCAACAGAUGCUUAAAGUUCUACAAGCAGGUCUUUUCCAUCUCUUGAUAUCUGUGAUAUUGAAACUUGAAGAUGUUGAAAUGUAAUACCUUUUACAUUUUGGCUUCUUUCUACAUGUUAACUGCACUGUAGGUGUAAAAAUUCAGGUUAUAUAUAGGUUUGCCAUCUUCAGAGGUGAUGCUGAACUGUGAGGUUUCUUAGCAAUUGCCAAAUGAGCCAUAAGUCUGCAGAAUCCCCUUCUACUUUGAAGAGGAGGGGAUAGGAGUGUGUGUUUGGUUGGGGGUGGGGGGGGUUAGUUUGUAUGGGAUGUUAAGUAUGGGGAGUCAAGUUCAAGAAAGUCUUGUCUCAAAACCCUUGAAUGGCAUGAAGAUUUUAAUCAAUAUCUUAUAAACACAGUCUUAGAGACUCUCCUUUUAGAAAUGAACUUCCAUGAGAAGUUAAAAAUAAAUUAUUAAUUUUAGAUAUAGACAUAAACUUUGAAUUUAAGAACUAUUUGGGGAAAUUGAUCACUUUUCAGCAUUUCCAUUCAGUGAAUGGAGCUGGUGUUUGCCUGUCAUUUUAAAAUGAUGCAGUACCUUCUUUGCUUAUUAUAAGCCCAACUUGAAGCAUUCUGACUUCUGAUUUUUUCCACUGUGAAAGGAAAUCUUUCUCUUUAUGGCGGUAUCAAACAAUGAAAGUGCUAAAUUAGUAGUUAUUAACUUUUACUUUUUUUUAUGACAUUCUAGCAAACUAUUCCCUUAAGUAAAAAAUUCAGAAACUUAAUUUUUUAAAACAUGAACAUUUUCCACCUCAGUUCUAUUCUUGAGAAAUAUCCUUUUUAGACUUCCAGUUUUAAUUUUGUCAUAUCUGGUAAAUGUUUCCUUCUGUUAGAAGUAUAUAUUCUUCCUUCACUAAGAAAUGUAUGCCUUUUUCCUUGUAGAAUAGAAAUCUUGCUCUGAAAUUGUAUAGACUAAAAACAUAGUAGAAAAUCUAGAAUGAAAUCAAUUUGUUUUGGCCAUUAGCAAGUAGAUUAGUGAUACAUUUUAAUGCCGUUAUAAUUAUGAUCACUAGGAACUGCCUUUUUCUCCAUUUCAUUUCUCGCAGUCAGUCUCCAAGUACGAAUGGGGGAAGUAAAAGGAGAGCCUAGCAGAGGCAAAUAUAUUGGACAUUCAUUGGUAAUACUUAUUUGUAAACUGCAGUGAGAACUAGCUGAUUUCCUUAGAAAAAAUCUUUUAGUAUUCAGAUAUAUAAUUCAGCCACUGUGAGUUGAUUCAGAAAUGAAUUUUGGUGUUUAGUGAUUUGGGGUCCUGUCUACUCAGCAAAGUGAAGCAUGUAACUAUUCCAUAUACUUUAUUUGACUUCAUACCAACCUAGUAACAGAGGGGUUGCAAUAGCCAAGUGUGGAGAGAAAAGUGAAAAAUUGUUUUUGUUUAUUUAAGCCUUAUACAGUAGUACACUGUACCAAUGUUAAUUAAAAUUAUUUUAAAUUAAGGUUUAGUCAUAGCACUUUCUUUUCCACUCUAUGUAGAUAGAAGUUUCUUGUCACUGUGCCAGAAUCUCAGGUGCCUGCUUCUAAAUAUUCCUUUAAACAGAGGUAUUGGGAAGUAAGGAGAUAUGUUUGUGUAUAUACGGUAGUAACAAAGUAGAGACAUUCUCCCAGGGAGAGGCCUGGCAUUGUACACAGUGUUAUAUGGCUGCAAGUAAGGAAACACCAGAGCAUGUGAGAAAUAACUGAUAGAGUAAAAAUUUGCUUUGCUUCGGUUGGUUCCUGUGAGCAGGUGUUAGUAAAAAUGCCUUUUAUAAAAUAAGGAUCAAAAAUCUUGGUUUUGCAUUAGAGUUUGCUUAUAAAUGUCUAUUGGAGGAGUUCCUGUCAUGGCACAGCGGAAACGAAUCUGACUAGGAACCAUGAGGUGGUGGGUUUGAUCCUUGGCCUUGCUCAGUGGGUUAAGGAUCUGGCGUUGCCAUGAGCUGUGGUGUAGGUCAGCAGCUGCAGCUCCGAUUAGACCCCUAGCCUGGGAACCUCCAUUUGCCAUGGGCAUGGCCCUAAAAAGACAGAAGACAAAAAAAAAAAAAAGUCUAUUGGAUUCUUUCUACGUCUCUUAAUUAUAAAUAACCAGGAUAAUGGUCAUCCCCUCCCCACCCCCUGCUCUUCAUGCAGAGAUAUAAAGUAGAACUGGUUUUCUCAUCCACUGGUGAAAGCAUGGAAUAUAAAGUAGUAAGUUAACAUAGUUUUACUGUCACAAUGCUUUGGUUAAGUGUUGAUGUGAAGCAUGUUUUAGGAAUUGAAAUGAUGGAGUAAUGGGUGUAGAGAGAAAUUAAUUACAGAAAGAGUGAAAAUCUUUUCAUUGGCUGUAGAUGGUGCUACUGGCUUUUAUCUGCUGGCUUGAUUAUUCUGUUUCCCAUAAAAACCAUAGCAUCAGGCUGCACUGAAAUAGUAAGUAUGUGUUAGCUGGUAGAGGCUUUGGAGGUCAUUUUAUCUUAAAUUGAAAGAUUUUUAGAUUACUAUCUCUACCUACCUUUGUCAUUUGUAAAUGCUAAAUGGUGAACAUAAAAUUAGGUAGGAAAGGACAUAUUUAGUGUAUAAUAAGUAUGUUGAAACCUGAGUUUCUGCCUGGCUUAUCAGGAAAGAUAAAACACUAUAAUCUCUUAUAUUCAGGAAUUAUAGAUAAUGUGGAUAUUUAUAUUUUACACAUGAUCACCGCACUCCAUUUUAUGUAUUAGCAUUUUCCUUGCUUAUGGGAAAAUAGAAAAAUGACAGACUUCUUUUAUACCUUUGUCUACACCCUCUCCAAGAGAGGUUUUACUAACCACUGAAAUGGUAACAUAUGUGAGAUACAAUUAUUAAGUUGUAGGACUUUCUUUUAAAAUAAAUAUGUCAUACCUUAAACAUCCAA
This is a messenger RNA of Phacochoerus africanus (Common warthog), 4459 nucleotides long. It is a transcript of the gene MOB1B, whose product is annotated as MOB kinase activator 1B. The coding region runs from base 313 to 963 and encodes 216 amino acids. Gene Ontology annotation, molecular function: protein kinase activator activity. The record is from RefSeq and is a predicted model, not a curated record. Lineage: Eukaryota; Metazoa; Chordata; Mammalia; Artiodactyla; Suidae. Gene Ontology annotation, biological process: hippo signaling; positive regulation of protein phosphorylation. The transcript has 6 exons. Gene Ontology annotation, cellular component: nucleus; cytoplasm.